Messenger RNA from Zophobas morio, 902 nucleotides. RefSeq names its product receptor-type tyrosine-protein phosphatase kappa-like. Lineage: Eukaryota; Metazoa; Arthropoda; Insecta; Coleoptera; Tenebrionidae. The transcript is spliced from 5 exons. Gene Ontology annotation, molecular function: protein tyrosine phosphatase activity. Gene Ontology annotation, biological process: protein dephosphorylation. Bases 5 to 796 code for a protein of 263 amino acids. The record is from RefSeq and is a predicted model, not a curated record.
AGACAUGUUCAAAAGUCUGACACGAAACACGAGACCUCAAUUUGAAACAACCACGCAACUCACCGACGAAGAAAAAUCCAAAAACCGGUUUUCUAAAAUCUUGGCGGGUCCCUCCCAAAUUUAUUUGCCAACAUCUUCUCGUGAUUCCUCAAACUACAUCAACGCUGUAACCGUGGACUGCUACCAAUAUCCCAAAAAAUUCAUCGUGACGCAACAACCCCUACCCAACACUGUUGGAGACUUCUGGAAACUAGUUCAUGAAUACGAAAUCGACGCAAUCUUGUCCUUGAACACAAUAAACGACAAAGACAUGGGUUGCCCGAAAUUUUGGCCCAACGAGAACGAAGGUAGUUGGACCUUCAAUUCCAUCAAAUUACUUUUCUUCAAUCAAGAAACUGACAACCCUUCAUACAACUUAGUACGGCUCAAAGUACGGAAAACGACGGAAGACAAAACGAAGAACGUCAUUGUAAUAGACCUGAAAAAUUGGAGACGGAAAACACUUAAGCCUUCGUAUAUUAAGGAUUUGAUUCAUGUUUGGCAGAAGAUUAUGACGUGUAAAGGGAAAAUUGUUGUCAGUUGCUACGACGGGGCAACUGCAAGUGGACUUUUCGUGGCGUUAGCGUUUGUGCUCGAAAAAAUCUAUUUAGAUAAUUGCUGCGACGUUUUCACUGCCGUUCGAACCGUUAAACAGAGUCGGGCACAGUUCGUUGAACACGCUGAACAACUGAAAUAUUUGUAUCAGGUCGCUCUUGUGUAUGUACAGGAAUUUAGCACGUACCAGAAUUUUACCUGAUCGAAUGUUUUGCUAUAUAGUGUGUUUUUUAUAUGCCGUACACAUAAAUCUCCAUUUUUUGCAACUUGAAAUGUAAAUGCUUAGUAAAUAUAGAAAAUAUAUGCUA